This is a messenger RNA of Chelmon rostratus (copperband butterflyfish), 5083 nucleotides long. It is a transcript of the gene nfe2l1a, whose product is annotated as nuclear factor, erythroid 2-like 1a. Gene Ontology annotation, cellular component: nucleus. Gene Ontology annotation, molecular function: RNA polymerase II cis-regulatory region sequence-specific DNA binding; DNA-binding transcription factor activity, RNA polymerase II-specific. Lineage: Eukaryota; Metazoa; Chordata; Actinopteri; Chaetodontiformes; Chaetodontidae. Bases 321 to 3005 code for a protein of 894 amino acids. The record is from RefSeq and is a predicted model, not a curated record. Gene Ontology annotation, biological process: regulation of transcription by RNA polymerase II. The transcript is spliced from 9 exons.
AGCCGGCGGGACAGAGAGAGCCAGAAAGCUCCAGAAACACGCUGCCCACAAGGAUCACUGACAGCUGCUCCGGAAGAAGCAUUUGCAGCGUUUCCAUGAGGAGGAGGAAAGUUUCACAGUCAAUCUUUGUUUCCUGAUGAAAGAAGAGUCCCUGCAAAACUAGCAUCUUCUACACUUGGACUCUGAGCAGCUCUAGCAGAGCCGCUGGCUGGGACUGUGUAGGUGAUCUGCUCUGGACUUGACACUUUGCCCAAGGACACUACAGCAGAAGACCAGCUGAACCCUGGACCCUCUGGACGUCGUCUGGCGUAUCAAAAACCAUGCUGUACCUAAAGAAAUACUUCACGGAGGGCCUCAUCCAGAUGGCCAUCCUGCUCAGCCUGUGUGGAGUGAGGGUUGACGUGGGACUGGAGCCCUACCUGCCUCCCUCCUGGCACGAGAUGAUCCUGGGUCCGACCUCAGCGCUGACCCAGACGCAGUUCCACAACCUCCGCAACCGCCUGGAGGAUGGCCAUGGCCUGCAUCCCAAGAGCGUGGACCUGGACGGGUUCUUCACAGCACGAAGGCUGCUGGGCUGGGUCCACUCUCUGGACAGACUGCAAGUUCCUCAGCCAGAGCUGGAGACAUGGCUGGUCCAGCGGGAGCCAGAUUCUCUCCCCGUGGGAUUUCCAGACCAGCCAUCCCCGCUGGUGAGAGCACCGACUGGUGCGGAGAGAGACCAGAUCGACCCGUCUGUGGAAUCCAGAGCUGCACUUGGUGCCCUGCAGGAAGAAGAGGAGGAAGAGGAGGAUAAAGAGGAAGGAGCGCAUAAUGUACUUCAUCACAAUGGUGCUCUGGAUGAAAGAGGACAGGAAGAGGAGGAGGAAGACCUGGCCACGAUGCACAGGCAUUACAGGAGGACAGAGGGAGGAGGAAGACCAGCAGAUUCCUAUGGCUGUGCUCACAACAGAGAGCUAACUCAGAAUGAAGUAAAUCAGACUUCUAUCGCCCUCCAGGACUGUCUAAGGCUGUUGGAGGAAACCUUACCUUUCCCAGGAGAACAACAGUUACAUGAUGUUGGUGGUAGAGGGAGAGACUUGGAGCAUCAGCAUCCAGACAGAGAGCCCAUUCUGCCCCCCUUCAUCCCCACCUCGGACCUGGAACUCCACUGGCAGGACCUGUUGGCUAUCAUGGAGCCUGAGAACACAGAUGGUGACAUGAUGACUUCACUUGACCACACGUGGAAUUCAAGAGAAACGAUUCGAGGUCUGAGGUCCGAAGCUCUACAGCAAAACUCUAACAACCUUGGCAAUAAUGUCACAGAAGCUGAUCAGGAAGUUCUUUGGAUGGGAAAUCCCUCGCAGCAUGGUUUGUUGGGGACUCCAAGUCAGUCAGAGCCAGCCCUGUUUCCACUGACCCCCAGUGCAGAGUUGGAUGAUCACACUUCUGCCUUGAACACAAGGGACACUUUGAAAAACUCCAAUGUGAAUUCCUUGCACAGUCCUCCAGAUCAUGCAGAUCUGCUUGCAGAAGAUCCUUCAGAAGACGUCUGCCUGGGAUUGAAUGGAGAAGAUAACUUGAGCACCUUCAAUGUGAAUCCACUAACACAAGAUCUUGAGGAAACCAUGGAUGGCAGUCUGUGUUCACAGUAUGCCCCCUAUCCUGAAAACCUGCCUAGCCUCAAUGUAAACUUUCACUCACAUGACUCGACACCCUCCAGUUUCCCCCUGUCUCCAGAUGGGAACGGUAUGGUCCAAGAUCUUCUGACAUCUCCUUCCAGUGUCUUUCUGGCUGAUGAGGAGGCUGCUCAGGAUGAAGAUGGUCUCCCUAGCCCACUUAGUGACCUCUUAGAGGAUGCUGGCAUUUUGGACGAGAUUGGAUUGUUGGACCUGGCUCUGGAAGAAGGAUUCAGUCCUGAGAUGGCAGCCAGGCUGGAAGAGGAGGGCUACCUUGACUAUGAAAUAGCCCAACAGCAAACUGCCAUAGGUAGUGGCCACGCGGGCUCCAGCAUGGCGGUCACAGAGGAUCAGGGUGAACCAAAAACACAUCAGCAAGAUGGUGAGAAUGAGGCAGACUCAGACUCUGGUCUUUCUCUGGACUUCAGCCACAGCCCUGCUUCUCCAUGCCCUUCCGAGGCCUCCUCCUAUUCCUCUUCCUCAUCCUCUUCAUCGUGUGUGUCGUCUGAGGAAAGUCCCGUCUCUGACGAAGAGGAUGAAGAAGGUUUAGUUGGUUCAGAUAUGGAAGUGGAGGUGACCAUAAAGCAGGAGGAGCUGGAAGAGGAGGAGAUGGGCGCGGUAGGAGGAGGAGGGUACCCAGAAAAUGUUCAGAAACCCUUCCCUCCCCGCUAUGGGAACGACAAGCUGUUUAAUGGCUUUCCUUGGCUGGAGCAUAUCGGUCAUGAUCACACGUACAACCAACCCGGGUCAGCCACCCCCUCUCCAUCCAUGGGCAAGAUGGCCACAAAACAAACCAAAUCCUCUUCGCGACAUGGAAAUGCCAAGCCUUACCAGCGCUCCAUCUCUGAGACCAAAAUGUGGAGCCGGGAUGAACGGCGUGCACGAGCCCUGAAAGUCCCUUUCUCCAAUGAGCUGAUUGUUAAUCUGCCAGUGGAGGAGUUUAAUGACCUACUGGCCAAUUUCCAACUCAAUGAGGAGCAGCUUACCCUCAUUAGGGACAUACGGCGUCGUGGUAAGAACAAGAUAGCUGCGCAGAACUGCAGGAAGAGGAAAAUGGAUGUACUGCUGGAUCUGAGCGACAAUGUGUCAGGUUUGAGGCUCCACCGUUCACGGCUGCUCCGAGAGAAACAGGAAGCCCUGAGGAAGCUGCAGGAAAUGAAGCACCAACUAGGCAUGUUGUACCAGGAUGUCUUUUCCAGGCUGAGGGACGAGGAGGGAAGGCCGCUGGACGCGAUGGAGUACCUGCUUCAUUUUGAGCCUGACGGUAGUGUCACGUUGGCUUCACGCCAACAAGGGCCGGCUUUGCCACCGACAAAAACCAGCAAGAAACAGAGGGACAAGAAGAAGUGAGGAGGUGGACAAGCCAUUAGAAAAUGCAGGGGGAGUAAAAAGCUCCUUAACAGGAGUGUGAUCAAAACCACAAAAAAGCAGGAAAAACUGAUGCGCUGGAACAUAGGAAUUAUAUGGGGUCUCAAUGGAAGGUGCUAAAAUGUAACCAUGAAAUCCUCAAACACCCAAACAGAAACCCCUAGAAGAGGUGAUUAUCUUCAUCAUGAUGGCGAGAAGAAAACCUUCACUCCAGAUGUGUCGUUCUCGAUUCUUCAUUAUAAACGUUUUCUACACUGGAAAAAAAUAUUUGACUUUGACUUCUUGUCGCACUCAAAAACCUCUGAGAUAAAUCUGAGGUACUUCAUAGUGGACUGAAAACAACAGGUGAUGGAUGACCUGGGAAAUGCUAGUUCGAUCACUAUGCACAGGCCUGCUUUCUCCUCCGUCAGCUCCCUUAGAGACUUGACGAUAUUGAGCUGAACAAGCAAACAGGCUGAUAGCAGGCUGGAUCCUGGCCGUCAGCUAAUAUAGCUAAGACGCUACAAUCAAGAGUUGGUGGGGUACAGGAAGGGAAGUUGUGGUCAUGCCCCCUUGAGCUGGCAGAUGUGGUGCAUCUCACUCACAUACACUUUUGGCUUAUGUUUUAAGGUGGUGUGGUCUCUGAGAACAAGGUGGGAUGAUGUGUCAUGAUACAUCAGGACCAUCCAUGUGAUUCAGCUGCAAACACGGAAUAAUGGCGGAAAGAAGAAUAUGAAGCAUUUGUUGGACAGAGUGCUUCGAGUUCUGCACAUUUUCACACCUGUGCACACCUGGCCGCUCACUGAAGAAAACUGGUAUGGCUGAUUGCAGAAAAUCCCACUCUCCCAUGCACUGGCCUCGAGUAUGGGAGGAGUAGAGGGCAAAAUGUACUAACUUUUAAGGCUUCAUGGAUUUGUGAAUGACAGACUGAGCAGACUGAAUAAACUGGCAGCUGUCUGCUGUGGAUAUGACUGAGGAAUGACUCUUUUUAACCUGAAGCGGGUAAGCCCCUGUGUUGUUUUGUUUUGUUUUGUUUUUCUUGUGAACCGAAAGCCUGAUAUCAGUGGUUUUUAGCGUGCCUUUAACAGAUAUGUUUUUGAGUUGUAUGUAUUUUCAACACACCUAUCACACCACGUUGAAGCUGUGGAAAUCGUAUGUCUAUUUCAAACAAGAUGCCGGGAAUAUGUGUUCUGAGUGUAGCUCAAGGCCCCACACAUGACAGGACUGGAGCUGUUAUCAAUCACGGCAGAUAUUUAAUACAACUGAGGGAAGUUGUUAAGAUGUAAAUCUUCUCAAGAUUGACAGGUCAAUCUUAUAUUUCCAACGCCCAAAAUACACAUGAAUGUGCCUUUAAUAUUUAAUAAUUUGUACAUUAGUAAUGACAGCUUUGACCUUUCCCCAAACUCAAGGCUGAUUUGUGAAUUGUUUGAAUUUAAAAUGUCUCAUCACAAUCCCUGUGGAGUCUUGCUCAGCUAUUAUUACAAUGAAUGGCAGCAGUUUGACCUCUCAAUGCUAAGAAUUACAUCAUUUACAAAUUUGACCUAAAUCCACAGUAUUCUAGACUGUAGUAGAGAAAGUCUUCUGUUCAAAACUCGCUUUUAGUAUUAAUCAUGGAACUAAUAAAUAAUGAGUGUUAUUGGCAGUAAAUUCAGAUCAAUUCUCAGGAAUGAACACAGCCAGAAGAACAUGCUGCAGGUCUGUUUCCACUCGUGUAGUUAGUUCUCUGACAGACACAUUUUGUAUGAAGGUAUGAGCAUUUGUGACGUUGCUUGAUUCUUUUUGGGCAAGAAACUGUCAGAUGUUUAGUGUUUCACACAGUAAAAUCAAACUACUGGAUAUGCACACAAAUGCAGCCGAAUGAAAUGGUCACCACCAAAAACCCGUCUGUCCUUCAAGCUCAUGAAGACCACGUUUGAACUUUUCACCAUGCCAUAACCUGCGUGCCUCUCACUACCACUGAUGGAACAAGCGUUUAUUAGCUGUUGUUGUGUGUUUUACAUUUUGUGAAAGUCCACUGUGCUUGCUGGUAUUCAAGGACGUGGAACUUCUGUAAUAUUAAGAAAACAACAAUAAAAUAAAUG